AUGGAGAGAGAACCCAAUUCAUAUAUUCAACUUCCCCCUGGUUUUAGAUUCUACCCAUCUGAUGAGGAGCUCAUCGUGCACUAUUUGACAAACAAAGCAACCUUAACUCCACUUCCAGCAUCUAUUGUGGCUGAAGUAGAUCUUUACAAGUACAACCCUUGGGAGCUACCAAAGAAAGCUUUGUUUGGAGCAGAGGAAUGGUAUUUCUUCACCCCAAGGGAUAGGAAGUACCCCAAUGGAGUGAGGCCUAAUAGAAUGGCAGCUUCGGGUUAUUGGAAGGCAACAGGAACAGAUAAACCCAUUCUCAAUUCAUAUGGAGCGAAGAUGAUUGGGGUGAAGAAAGCUCUAGUUUUCUACGAAGGGCGCCCUCCAAGAGGAGUUAAGACAGACUGGAUCAUGCAUGAAUAUAGAUUAACGGAGACGAUGAUACGGACUUCCAAGCACAAAGGGUCCAUGAGGUUGGACGAUUGGGUACUCUGUCGAGUUCGGAAGAAAAGCAGCAUCUUGAAAAAGAAUUGGGAAGAUCAAAACAGUUCAAACAGCGAACAAGAUUAUCAUGUUCCAAAAGUAGAGAAGCCAUGUUCUAUGGAUGCAAACGCGAGCCUUGACAUGAUCAGAGAGUAUCUAUAUAAAGAAUGCCCGAUGUUACCUUAUAUCUUCACCUCUCCGGAGCUUCCUUCAAUGGACACAGUUUCUAACAAAAGCUUUGAAGGUACAAAGGCUUAUUCUUCAGUCCCACUUUUCAAUGGUUUGUUUAAUGCACGAAAGAGAGACCCCAUUGAAGAAAUUCGGUACAAGAGUUUCAUUCAAUCGAAGAAGAAGAAGCUAAACAACAGAGAUGAUCAAGAAGAGGAAGUUUUACUGUCUGUAAGCGAUGAAAGCACUGAGAUGAAUUUCUGUAGUACAGAAAGCUACGAAUGCAACAAUUUCAAUGCUAAUCAAUGGAGUUCUACAAUCCAGUAUCAAGAGCUCCAUCACUUAGCCUUCUCGUGA
Molecule: messenger RNA, 993 nt
Organism: Cornus florida
Lineage: Eukaryota; Viridiplantae; Streptophyta; Magnoliopsida; Cornales; Cornaceae
Product: NAC domain-containing protein 2-like
Exons: 3
Coding region: 1-993 (330 amino acids)
Biological process (GO): regulation of DNA-templated transcription
Molecular function (GO): DNA binding
Source: RefSeq, a predicted model, not a curated record